Messenger RNA from Medioppia subpectinata, 1007 nucleotides. The record is from the annotation of a GenBank genome assembly. NCBI's taxonomy places the organism in Eukaryota, Metazoa, Arthropoda, Arachnida, Sarcoptiformes, Oppiidae.
GAAUUUGUCAUUUGGUUUCUUAUAUAAUUACCAACUCUUCAGUCAAUACUUUCAGUCUUUUAAAAGCAAAUAUUAAUUCAAUUGUCAGUAAAUAACUAACAAAAAAGUUAUUUAAAAUGAAAUUUGGGUUAAUAUUAGCCCUGAUUUCGAUCGGGGUUUUGAUCGAAGCUAAAAGAGAGCCAAAGUUUGCGCCAUAUAUUGACGUCACGGCAGCGAAAGACUUCAAAUUAGUUGAUCUGAAGAAUAAAUAUGGUGUAAAAGCGGUUUCAUUGGCCUUUGCUUUGGGUGGGACUGCGGGCUGUGUGCCGAUGUGGGGCGGACAGACUCCUAUAGACGACCCAAACAUAAUCAAUGAGAUUAAGGCGUUUAGAGCGGCCGGCGGUGAUGUCAUUGUCUCCACCGGCGGUGCUUUGAAUCCCUAUUUAGAGACGUCUUGCGGUUCGCCCGCGGCGUUGGCCGCCGCUUACCAAAGAGCCCUAUCGGUGACCGGCUCUUCCCAUCUGGACAUUGACAUCGAGGCCACUGUUCCGACAGAUCUGAUGAACAAAGGCCUGUUAGCCGUUCAGAAGGCGAGGUCUGAAGUGACGGUAAGCUAUACUCUUAUGGUUCAGGGGGACGACUACGGGGUGACCGACGAACUCGGGUUCAAAGUAUUGCAAAACGCGGCCCAAAACGGCGUAAACGUCGAUAUCGUAAACCCGAUGACUAUGGAGUUCGGGACUCGACUGGCCUCGUGGGGCGACGCCGUGAUCGCCGCCGCGGAAUCCACUCACUCGCAGAUGAAGAGAGUGUGGCCGCAGAAGAGUGACCAGGAGUUGUACUCAAUGCUUGGCGUCACGCCUAUGAUUGGCCGCAAUUUUAACGGCAAAGAGUUUCUGCCGGCGCACGCAAAACAGUUGGUCGCGUGGGCUAAACAGAAACAGGUCGGACACCUGGCCUUCUGGUCGCUCAACAGAGACCGCGGCUGUCCGGGCGGUGGUGUCAGUCCGUCGUGUUCUGGCAUCGCU